This is a messenger RNA of Acanthosepion pharaonis, 1152 nucleotides long. The record is from the annotation of a GenBank genome assembly. NCBI's taxonomy places the organism in Eukaryota, Metazoa, Mollusca, Cephalopoda, Sepiida, Sepiidae.
AUGUAUCUUCUCAUUCUUUCCUUUAUCCCUUCCAAUAUAAAUAAGAUUAUCAUUCCUCUUUUGCCUACAUUUUCCUUAUUUCCGCUAUUUACCCCCACCCCUACAAUCUACACACCUUUUAAAUCAAAAGUUGUUUUCUUUUUAGUGUCUUUAUUGCUUUCCCUUCUGGUUUUAUUCUGUUUACGUCAUAUUUGCUUUGUUUUCUUGAUAUUCCCUAUUUCACCAGCCCUAUUUUUUUUUUCCUCUUCCUGCCUGCGCACCUUUUCUUCCACAUCAUUUAUUUAUUCUUUCCAAUAUUUAACCUUUUCUUUCACCUCUCAUCUUUUUCUGUCUUCACCUGUUCUCUGUACUGUUUCUUUUUCUUUCUUUGCCCCUCUUAUUCCUUAUUUUCUCCUACUAUAUAUUCCAAAUUUUGUUGUUCUUCCAUCUGCUUUUUUUACCAUUCUUUUUCUUUUGGCCCUUCUGUAUUUCUUUUGGCCAUUCCUUUCUUUUUUAACUUUCUUUUCAUUUCUUUCUUUUAUCCACUUCUCUCUUUUUUUUCUUCCUUUCUCUUUAUUUCUUUUUGCUUUUCUUUCAUUCUUUUUCUCUUUUGUUAUUUCAAUCUUUCUUUCUUUCUUCCUACUUCUGCUUCUUUCUUCUGAACUUCCCGCCUUUCAUUCUAUUUACCCAAGAAUCUUUUCUUUGUCAAUUUCUCUCUUGAUUCUCUUCUUUGAAAUAUUCUUUCUUUGCUUUUCUACUUCUUUUUUUUUUUUCCCCUAUUUUUCUAUUCUUUUCUUUUUCUUGGGUCCUUCUUUCUUUCAUUCUUGGCUUUGCCAUUUCUCUUUUUUUUUUAUAUUUGCUUUCUUCCUUCCUUAUCUUUCCCUUUAUUUAUUUUGUCCUUUUUUUUUUUUUCAUUUUCUAACUUUUCUUCUUUCUUUCUUCCCAUUUCUUCUUUUUUCUUUUACCCUCCACCUUUCAUUCUAUUUACCCACCAAUCUUUUCUUCAUAAAUACAUACUUGAACCUUUCUUCAGUUAUUUUUCACACCUUCUUUCCUCCUCUCUCUCCAACCCCACUUCACUUCUUUUUUUCUUCAACCAUCAAUAGCAGCACCAACCAUUAUCAUCACUCCAUUCAUUGCAGGUCGAGGCAAAUUUUAGACAGAAUUUACUAG